AUGGCAUUCCAGGCACUGCGAACCAUCAACCGCCGAGCCGCGACCUCGCUGAGAGCUCCGACCACGACCCGCACCUUUGCCUACACGGCCACCACACGCUUCCCCUACAAGGACAGCCAAGACCGCAACUCGCUGAACCCCGGCAGCACGGAGGCCACCAAGUCGGGCCGCGACCAGGACGCCGCCAAGGACUCGCAGGCGUUCGACCCCUCCAGGACCCGUCCCGAGGAGGAGCGCGCAGCAGGCGGGGAGGAGCUCGAGUCGUCGGGCGCGAACCAGAAACAGUCGAAGCCGCAGGGCACCAACCCGGACAAGAAGGGCGCGGGCAAGGAGGUUAAGAAGGGCGGGAAGAGCAAGGGGGGGAGCGCGCCCAAGGCCGGCAGUCUUUGA
This is a messenger RNA of Colletotrichum karsti, 390 nucleotides long. RefSeq lists its product as uncharacterized. The record is from RefSeq and is a predicted model, not a curated record. The transcript has a single exon. The coding region runs from base 1 to 390 and encodes 129 amino acids. Lineage: Eukaryota; Fungi; Ascomycota; Sordariomycetes; Glomerellales; Glomerellaceae.